Messenger RNA from Megalops cyprinoides (Indo-Pacific tarpon), 6309 nucleotides. It is a transcript of the gene xrn1, whose product is annotated as 5'-3' exoribonuclease 1. The coding region runs from base 121 to 5301 and encodes 1726 amino acids. Lineage: Eukaryota; Metazoa; Chordata; Actinopteri; Elopiformes; Megalopidae. Gene Ontology annotation, cellular component: nucleus. The transcript has 42 exons. The record is from RefSeq and is a predicted model, not a curated record. Gene Ontology annotation, molecular function: 5'-3' RNA exonuclease activity; RNA binding. Gene Ontology annotation, biological process: rRNA catabolic process; nuclear-transcribed mRNA catabolic process.
CACAGAAACAAAAACCUGGACUCCGUAGGAUAUCAACUUCUUCAUUAACUUUGAAGACUUCUUUUCGCGUUUAGGUUUUUAAAAAUACAUUAAAUCUUAUAGUAAGAUUUUCUGGUGAAGAUGGGUGUACCUAAAUUUUACCGAUGGAUUUCGGAGCGAUAUCCUUGCCUCAGUGAAGUUGUCAAGGAGCAUCAGAUUCCUGAGUUUGACAACUUGUACCUGGACAUGAAUGGAAUCAUCCAUCAGUGUUCCCAUCCCAAUGAUGAGGACGUGCACUUUCGCAUCUCUGAGGAGAAGAUCUUUGCAGAUAUCUUCCACUACCUGGAGGUUCUCUUUCGUAUCAUCAAACCCCGGAAGGUUUUCUUCAUGGCUGUGGAUGGUGUCGCUCCGAGAGCCAAGAUGAAUCAGCAACGCGGGAGGCGAUUCAGAUCAGCAAAGGAAGCAGAGGAGAAAAUAAAGAAGGCCUUGGAGAAGGGGGAGGUUCUCCCUACAGAGGCCAGGUUCGACUCAAACUGCAUCACGCCAGGGACGGAAUUUAUGGCCAGGCUCCAGGAGCAGCUGAAGUAUUUUGUGCACAAUAAGCUGUCCUCUGACAAGUCAUGGCAGGAGGUCAGCGUGUACCUGUCGGGGCACGAGACUCCCGGGGAAGGAGAGCACAAGAUCAUGGAGUUCAUCCGCUCAGAGAUCGCCAAGCCAGGUCACGACCCCAACACCCGGCACUGUCUUUACGGCCUGGACGCGGACCUGAUAAUGCUGGGUCUGACAAGCCACGAGCCCCAUUUCUCCCUCCUGAGAGAAGAGGUUCGCUUUGGUGGGAGAAAGGCCCAGAAGAGAAUAACAGCCCCGGAGGAAACAACCUUCCACCUGCUGCACCUGUCACUCAUGAGGGAGUACAUCGAUUACGAGUUCUCAGAACUGAGGAAUAAGAUCCCGUUUGAGUACGACCUAGAGCGGAUUAUCGAUGACUGGAUCCUGAUGGGUUUCCUGGUGGGCAACGACUUCAUACCUCACCUACCUCACCUGCACAUUAACCACGAUGCCCUGCCGCUCCUGUACCGCACCUACAUCAGCGUGCUGCCCACUCUGACAGGUUACCUCAAUGAGAACGGCAACCUGAACCUCGCCAACUUUCAGAAGUACCUGGACAAACUUUCUGAGUUUGACCGGGAGCAUUUCAGUGAGGUCUUUGUGGAUCUGAAGUGGUUCGAGAGCAAAGUGGGGAACAAAUACCUGAACGAGGCGGCGGGGCUGGCGGCCGAGGAGGCCCGAGCUCAGGAGGGGAAGAGGAACAAGGUGCUGGACAACUCUCUCUGUCUUGCUGCUCUGGAUGGAGGCAAAGACUCGGACAGCCUCAACACCAAAGAUUGUUCAGAGGAGGACGGCGAGGAUGAUGACAUCUUUGAGACGGAGUUCCGACAGUAUAAACGCUCGUACUACAUGACCAAGAUGGGCGUGGAAGUGGUUUCAGAUGAGUUCCUGGCCAAUCAGGCAGUAUGUUAUGUCGAAGGCAUCCAGUGGAUCUUGCAUUACUACUACCAUGGAGUCCAGUCCUGGAGCUGGUAUUACCCUUACCAUUACGCCCCCUUUUUGUCGGACGUGCGGAACAUUGCGGGGCUGCAGCUGAAGUUCAACCUCGGGAAACCCUUUAUGCCUUUCGAACAGCUGCUGGGGGUCCUGCCUGCAGCCAGCAAGGACCUGCUGCCAAAGUGUUACCAGCACCUGAUGAUGUCGGAGAGUUCAUCCAUCAUAGAGUAUUACCCCCUGGACUUCAAAACGGACCUCAACGGCAAGCAGCAGGAGUGGGAAGCGGUGGUGCUCAUCCCCUUCAUCGACGAGAAACGUUUGCUGGCAGCUAUGGAGACUUACAAUGACCUCCUGAGUCCGUCGGAGAAGGCCAGGAACAGGCACACAGAGUGCGCGCUGUACCGCUACGACGGUGACCUGGAUUUCGCCUACUCCUCACCACUGCCGGACAUGUUCCCUCACAUCACACGCUGCCACGUCAGGCAGACGCUGAUCCCCAUGGACGCGUGGCACGUGUCGCGGGACCGCGCGGGCCGGCGGGUGGACGCCAGCUCGCUGUACUUCUGCGGCUUCCCCACGCUGAAGCACAUCCGUCACACGUUCAGUAAGAAGAAGGCCGGCGUGGUGGUUUUCCAGCAGAGCAGCCGAGGGGAGAACAUGAUGCUGGAGAUCACGCCCAGCCAAGCGGAGGACGAGCUGGAGUGUGACUACGUGGCCUCCCUGGUUCUGGGCAAGUCCAUCUUUGUGAACUGGCCGCACCUGGAGGAGGCCCGGAUCGUGGCCGUGUCGGACGGAGAGACCAAGUUUUUCUUGGAGGAGGCCCCAGGGGUGCAGACACUGUACCUGGGCAGCAUGCCACCGCCCACCAAGGUGUCGUACCUGAGUGACAAGGAGCAGAAGGAUUGGGUGAAGGAGGUGCAGACCAUCACUGAACAUUACGGUAAGCGGAAGGGGAUCACCAUUAACGAGACAGCAGUGCUUGUGUACGGGCAGCUCCUGACGGGACGGAAGUAUGUGGUCGGCCAGAACGGCCAAGUGCAGCUGGAGAAGCAGUGGGCCAAGCAGGUCCUGCCCUUCGCCUACCAGACCAUUGUCAAGGACAUCAAGGCCUUUGACUCCGCCUUCUCUCGCUUCAAAACACUGGAGGAGCUGUUUCCACCGACAACCACUGUCUUCAUGGUGGGGAAUCCAUACUACGGUGCCAUGGGAGAGGUGCUGGAGUCCGGUGAUGUCAUCAGUGAGGGGCGGAUCCGGGUCGUUUUCACUGUGCCAUGUGAACCUCAGCUUGAUGCCUUAAUACAGAACCAGCAUAAGUACUCCGUGAAGUACAGCCCUGGGUACGUCCUGGCCUCGCGGCUCGGUAUCACCAGUUACCUGGUGUCCAGGUUCUCCGGCAGCGUGUUCAUCGGACGAGGUUCCAAGAAGAACCCCCACGGGGAGCAGAAGACUAACGUGGGACUGAACCUCAAAUUUAACAAGAAGAAUGAGGAGGUUCCUGGGUACACCAAGAGGACCGAGAGGGAGUGGCUUUACUCUGCGGCCGUCGAGGAGCUGAUCGCUGAGUACCUGGAGAGGUUCUCGGAGGUGUUUGACUUUGUCUCCAGGAACAGCCACGAUGACGUCUUCUACGAGGACGAUAUCUGGCCUGGAGAGGAUGAGAACGGGGCUGAAAAGGUCCAGGAGAUCACCUCCUGGCUGAAAAUGCACCCUGUUAGCUCCUCCUCUCGGGCAUCAUGUGACCUGCAGAUCCUUGAUGCGGGCAUCGUGGAGAAGAUCGAGGAAGAGCUGGAGAAGGCCAAGCUGAAGAAGAGCAGCAAGAAAGUCCGUGUGACCGUGAAGCCACACCUCCUCUUCAGGCCCCUGGAGCAGCAGCUUGGUGUGGUCCCAGAUCCUGAUGCAGAGUACCGGCUGUUUGACCGCGUGGUGAACGUUAGGGAGAGCUUCUCUGUCCCACUGGGUCUCAGGGGGACCAUCAUUGGCAUCAAGGGGGCUGACAGGGAGGCAGAGGUUUUGUUCGAAGUUGUGUUUGAUGAGGAGUUUGCUGGAGGACUCACCAUCAGGUGCUCCCCUGGCCGGGGCUACAGGAUGCCCCCGAGUGCCUUAAUCAACCUGACCCACGGCAGUCGGCAGGAGUUCAGUGGCCACAAGCUAACCGCCAUCGUGAAGCCACAGCCCGCGUCCUCCUCGCACCACACCCACAAGGGUCAGCUGGGUGGCCUAAACCACUCCCCUCGCUCGCCCUUCAUACCCACGCAGCAGCAGAAUGGGAGACAAGGCUUGAAUCUCAGGGCUGAAACUCAGGGAAACAGGAACUCGCCACACAAGAAGAACACACAGAAGGGCUUCAGCAAGGAUGAGGAGUUCAGUAAUGUGUGGCAGUCUCUGCAGGGUUCCGGAAUGCCCCAGAACCCUCCAGCUCACUGGCAGAACAACCAGGCAGGGAAGGGUGGCUGGGGGGCAGGUUCACCAGGCCAAAAGAGGCGACAGGAGGAACAGCAGCAACCGGAUCAGGGUAGAAGCCAGCGUAAUGACCCCCAGGCCUUCCAACCACACAGCAAGCCUGGUCCGGCUGGAAACAUCAGAGUUCUGAAGAGGAACGAAGACGUCACCUCCCUCUUCCCCUCCCAGAACACACCCAACAAGCCUUCCUCAGAGUUUGAGGAGCUGAUCGCUAACCUGAAGAUCUCCAAGAGCAGCCAGAGCACUCCGGCCCAGCCUUCGCAACCCAAAGAGGAAACUGACAUUUCAGAGCCCCUGUCCCCACAGUCCUUUGCCAUGAAGGGGACCCUUAUGCUGAAGGAAAUGCUGAAGAUUGACAGCUCAGGCACUGCAGAUUCUGCCCCCCCAGCCAACAUCCAAAACUCUGCCAACGCCAGUGGUCAGCAACAGAGCAGGAGGAAGCCCACCAAAAAGCUAGCUGCUCGGAUCAACAAACCCCAGGGAGAGUCAUCAGGGCAGCCCCUUCCUCCCCCGCUGGUGCCUCCGUCACCUCUCGUCCCGUCUGUGGCCUCUGAGCUCGCCCGGAUCUGUGUAGGGCUGGGAAUGGCCCCACCAGAAUUUGCCUUCCUCUGCAGCCCCCAGGGCUUGACAGUGUGCCAGGUGAAGCUGGCGAGCGGACUCUUGGUCCAUGGGCCUCAGUGCCAGUCUGAAAACGAGGCCAAGGAGAAAGCCGCCCUCUUCGCCCUGCAGCGCCUGAAUUCAGUGGGCUCUGGGUUCCCCUUGCCUCCACCCCUGUUCCCCAACAUGCAGCAGAUGAGGGCAUUGGCACCUGGACCCCUCCCUUCUGUGUUUGGCCAACCAGCUGGGAGCCUGCUGAUGCACCCCCAGUCUCAGAGUUAUGGUCCCCUGCAUUGGGGCACCCACCUCCCCCACCAAGGACAGCCCUUCUACCAGGGCACCUACCCUGGGGCACGUCCACCAGCCCCUAGCCUCCCCCUCGGCUCCCACAACCAGUUCAUCCCCCUGCAGGUGACAAAGAAACGUGUGUCUGGACGGAAAAAUAUGGAGACAAGAGAGUUCUACAAUUCGGCACAUGUGGGGCGACAACAAGGCACUGACCCCUCCCACCUGACCCAGCCGAAUGUCAGCGCAGCCCCUUCGGCCUCCGCUGCACCCCCAAAGACUCCCCCCGCCUCCCAGGAGCCCCCAGAGAAGGUCACGCCCACCACGCCCAGCACACCGAGACAGAACCCCGUCCCUCACACCCCUGGCUCUGCCUCGAAGAGGAAAGCUAGGAAACUGGCAGUGAACUUUGAGGCCGGGAAAGUACUGGAAUGACAUUUCCCUCUGUGAUGUCUUUUUUUUAAAAGACCAUAUUAUAGUUCCUUAUGGGAAAAAUAUAACCGCAAUGAAAGGACUGCAGCCAGGAUGAUAAUUUGUUUUUUCCUGUUUCUCUCAAUUUUGUGAUACAAAUCAGCCAUCAACUAAUUUUAUAGGGCCUUUUUAAUUUGAUCGAGUAGAAUGGGGGAAAAGCCUUUUUUUAAACUCCUCUGAUUUUUGAACCUUGUGAACCUCUUUCCCCUUCUGGAGGAAGUAUUUCAAAUUGCCAGCUUACCGUUUUUGUUCUUUGCAUUAUUUCACUUUGAUCAAAUUCAUCUCUUUUUCCUGUUUUACAUUUGUAUCAUCUUAGGUUUUACUUCAUUCAGUAUGUUUUAAUGUUUUAUUGCUAUAUUUACUGUCUUUGAAAUGAAUUUGAUGUCAUUCAUCCUAAGCUGAAAAUUUUCCUCUUGUGCAAUACACCCAAGCACAACAAAUCACAUUACAUCAUGUUACAACACAUUUCGGCAUUCCCCCAGAAAAACACAGGACCGGAGACAGAGCCUCAUGUGCUGCCGGGCUCCCAAACUGUAGUGUGGAUAUGCCCAUCCGUCGGGCCCGUCUCCAGAAUGUGUCCUCAUGACAAUGACUCGUGGGUCUGGUUGCUGUGGCUUUCUUUUACUAUUUACCACUGACGUGUCCAUUCUCUCUGUAUCGUCGUCUUUUCUGGACACCUGUGGUGCAUCUUUAGCACCCUCGAUAUCAUGUGACGUCAGUUUUAAAUUUCGCCUCCCAUGCACUGACGCUGGGAGAGGGUAAAUGUGUUUCUUUUUUUCUUAAAAUCACUUGUUAAAAAUGGAUUUUUAUAAGGAUCCCAUUUUAAGACAGAAUCUAUGAUUUGUUAGGAUAUAAGAUUCGUUGUAAUUUUUUAAUGGAAAUUACUACAACUGAGGCAACCAGAACUGUUUGUACACGUGUUUGUCUUUUGCUUUGAGAACAACGAGUUUUACGUUUUGCAUUAAAUUUGUA